AUGGCUUAUGUCAGCACGAGAGCAGCAGAGACCAGAGGCUGGAGUGGGAAGAUCAACUGGUGCGGAUACCUCGGUCUUGCUCUCACUCCGGUGGAUAUAAAACGUGAUUCCAAUAAAGAAGUGUCGUUCUCUAUCGGUGAGUCGAUUAGAGAUGAGGAUAUCUACAUCAUAAUGCAAAUAGGGUCUGGCAUCGUCAACGACAAGGUCUUGGAGCUGUUGAUCAUGAUCAACGCAUGUAAGACGGCGUCUGCUAGAAGAAUCACCGCUGUGUUGCCAAACUUCCCUUACGCCAGACAAGACAGAAAGGACAAGAGCCGUGCGCCUAUUACGGCCAAACUGAUGGCCGAUAUGCUCACCAGUUCCGGGUGCGACCACGUGAUCACGAUGGACCUGCACGCCUCGCAGAUUCAAGGGUUCUUUGAUGUGCCCGUGGAUAACUUGUAUGCUGAGCCAUCUGUGGUUCGUUAUAUUCGUGAAAAGCUGGACGUGAAGAACGCCAUUAUUAUUUCUCCCGACGCCGGUGGAGCCAAGCGUGCUGCUGGACUGGCCGACCGUUUGGACCUCAACUUUGCGCUGAUCCAUAAAGAGCGUGCGAGAGCCAACGAGGUGAGCCGUAUGGUUCUCGUUGGAGACGUUACUGGAAAAACAUGUAUCAUUGUCGACGAUAUGGCAGACACCUGUGGUACUCUGGCCAAGGCCGCCGAGGUGCUGCUCGAGAACGGCGCCAAAGAGGUCAUUGCCAUUGUCACGCACGGAAUUUUGAGUGGAAAGGCCAUCGAGAACAUCAAUAAGUCCAAGCUGGAAAGAGUCGUCUGCACUAAUACCGUUCCGUUCGAGGAAAAGUCCAAACUGUGUCCGAAACUCGACACCAUCGAUGUUUCGGGCGUGCUGGCCGAGGCCAUCAGACGGUUGCACAAUGGUGAAACACGCUUUCCAGAGAGAAGGCCAGGAACCGCGUCUUCAAAGAUCAACACCUCCUCGAUCUUGAUGUCUUCUUGGAUACGGCCUUCUCUGCGCAGUUUCUCGUUCAGAUCAGACAGUCCUAGCCACCAGAUGAACGGCAACGGCUUACCUUUACCAACAAUCACUGGAUUAUCACCGGUGAUAACCAGCUCAAACAGCUCGAAACCUUCCUGUAAAUGGCUAGUCUUCAAGUCGAACUUGUCCUUGUGCGAAGAAGUGCAGACAAUGAUCGGGAUACCCUUGGCUUUGAGCUUCUUGAUCAGAUCUAGAACUCCCGGUAGGAACUGGACAGUUGGCCACAACUGUUCCUGUUUGGCAGAGGUGAUCGCGUAG
Molecule: messenger RNA, 1296 nt
Organism: Ogataea philodendri
Lineage: Eukaryota; Fungi; Ascomycota; Pichiomycetes; Pichiales; Pichiaceae
Exons: 3
Coding region: 1-1296 (431 amino acids)
Biological process (GO): regulation of cell size; 5-phosphoribose 1-diphosphate biosynthetic process; purine nucleotide biosynthetic process
Cellular component (GO): cytoplasm; ribose phosphate diphosphokinase complex
Molecular function (GO): ribose phosphate diphosphokinase activity; magnesium ion binding
Source: RefSeq, a predicted model, not a curated record